This is a messenger RNA of Hyalella azteca, 228 nucleotides long. RefSeq lists its product as uncharacterized. NCBI's taxonomy places the organism in Eukaryota, Metazoa, Arthropoda, Malacostraca, Amphipoda, Hyalellidae. The record is from RefSeq and is a predicted model, not a curated record.
UUUAGAUAGGCUGUUUAUUAUUUUAUUUGUGAUGGCAGCCAAAGUUCUGUGGGGCAGCGUAGCCUGUGCUCUCAUAUCUGUGUUAUCUGCGGCCGGCGGGAUGUUGGUCCUGGCGUCUGAUGAGACGAAGGAGCAUCGGUUUGGCAAGAUGUGGUUCACCUUGCACCUCAUCACGGCCGGCAUUGCUGCCACUAACUACAGUAAAGUUGUUCACUGGCAGCGUGCAGC